AUGUCUCUGUGCGACCAGUGCGAGAUCGGGUGCCGCCGUGCGGGCAUCAAGGACAUCGAGGACGCGUCCGCCGUCAAUGCAGACUUCCACUUCUCCGCCAUCUUCCAGCCCACCGACCCGCACCACCACCAAACCGAGUUCACCAAGAUCGAGGGGAGCGAGAAGUAUGUGGAGGAGCUGGAGGUGUUCGGACGAAAGGUGCUGAAGGUGAACCCCGAGGCCCUCACUAUCAUCACCCACCGCGCCUUUUCGGAUGUGCACCACUUCUUCCGCAAGGACCACCUGGAGGGUUGGCGCCGCGCCAUUGAGGACCCUGAGGCCUCCGACAACGACCGCUACGUCGCCACGACGCUGCUGAAGAACGCCUGCAUCGCGGCAGGUCGGGUGUUGCCGUCGUGCCAGGAUACCGGCACGUCCAUCGUGCUCGGCAAGCGUGGCGAGCUCUGCUGGACCGGCGGCGAGGACGAGAAGUACUUGUCGAAGGGUAUAUGGAACGCUUACAGGUACCACAACCUGCGUUACAGCCAGACGGCCGCGCUGGACAUGUUCAAGGAGUGCAAUACCGGCGACAAUCUUCCCGCCCAGCUCGACCUGCUCGCGGUGCCUGGAAGCGACUACGAGUUCCUCUUCAUUGCCAAGGGCGGCGGUUCGGCAAAC
Messenger RNA from Leishmania mexicana MHOM/GT/2001/U1103, 657 nucleotides. RefSeq names its product putative fumarate hydratase. The transcript has a single exon. NCBI's taxonomy places the organism in Eukaryota, Euglenozoa, Kinetoplastea, Trypanosomatida, Trypanosomatidae. The annotation marks the transcript as partial. The record is from RefSeq and is a predicted model, not a curated record. Gene Ontology annotation, molecular function: lyase activity.